Molecule: messenger RNA, 2095 nt
Organism: Perca fluviatilis (European perch)
Lineage: Eukaryota; Metazoa; Chordata; Actinopteri; Perciformes; Percidae
Exons: 2
Coding region: 503-2095 (530 amino acids)
Source: RefSeq, a predicted model, not a curated record
GUGCUUCUCUAAACCUCUCUGUGAAAGCUGCUACCCCUAAAAACGUUCACCAUCGUAAGCAUAAGAAGCAAUUUAUUGAGCCUGAGCCAUACCAGAAAGGCUUCCCGCCCAAAAGACGCAACCAUUCCUUUGUUCCGGUUUCAUCUUACCCGGCCACUGUAUCUUAUGAUCCUAACACAGUUGCAGAGGUGAGAAACCCUUUUGUAUCUAGCAGAAUAUAUAGAAUAAAUUAGAUGUCUUGCAAACAGCUAACACACAAUUGACUGGUUUGGUCACAGACUUCGGAACAACGCUGGCCAGCCAGGUCAGAGCUAACACGCAUUUGGUUGAUUUGGUCACAGGUUUUGGCACCACGCUGGCCAAUCAGGUCAGCUCUCUCAAUACGCUGAUUGUACCUAUGAUAGUAUGCCUUAAAAAGACUAUGAAUAUGCCCCCACAGUAAAAAAAACAGGCUAUAGUUUGUGUACAAUAUAAAAAAAAUUUAAAAAAAAUUAAAAAGAAAAUGCCACCGCCACCCAAAAAAACAAAAAAAUCUGAACCCUUAGGUGUGUGUGACGAUAGUAGUGACGAGGAACUAGAAUGGCCAUGCGAGGACGAUUACACAAGAGCAGUAAGCAAUCCUCAGGAUUUUGCACGUUUGUGUGCUAUACAUGCCAAAAUAUUCGAAGCCUGGGCCCAAUCUAUGCCUAGUGCUAGCGCUAGUGAAAGCAACAGUGAGAAAACACAAGAAUUAGAUAGUCCGUCCCCUGAACAGUUGUCACAUAAUGGUCCUUCAGACGUGUAUUCCAGCAAUACACCGUCCAAUACAGACGCUACACAAUCAUCAAAUACAGACCCCCCAGACAUAGAUCAGAGUAAUAAGAGACCUGCAUGUUUUCCGAGUGUUCAGCCGUCAAAACGAUCCUGUACAGAUGAACAGACCGGUCCCCAACCGUCCACAAGCGCUUAUAGUACCCCUCCAUCACCCACAGAAAAUCCUCAGGGUGGUGUGCAGUGUGGUGCGGGGCGCGUUUCUAAGGUAACAUCCGAAAUAGCAUCCAGACAGAUACCCCUUUUUAAUGCUGCUGAAUUUCGUCAAGAUGUCGACCUGCGAAAUAUUGAUUUGACUGAUAUCGGUAGUGUUCCUGAAAGGGUGUAUAGCACCUUAACAGAUUUAAUAGCGAGGGCUUUGGGCAAUGCAACACAGGACAGCGUUUUAAAUGUUGAGUUAAGGGGGCCAGCCGUAGAUGUCCCUAUCCAAACAAUGUUGAACUCAGGCGAUGGCUAUAACACAGACACAUUUCUGGAGCAAGUCGCACAAGCAAUGCAGAGUAACGAUAAUUCACUGACCGAUGACUCUUUAGAAUUAAUUGUGACAAUAGCGCGCAAUAUGUCGGGAGGGGGUGUCGGGAGACGUCGAAAACUAGGAAGCAUUGGUUACGAUCAAAUAUUGUCAGAAAAAGGUAAUGCUUUGUAUAACCCCAAGAAUAACGCUGGUAACGACAAUCUCUGCUUUUCUCUCUGCCUGGCACAUUAUGUAAAUAGCAGAUGGUCGCAUGAUGAGAAGAUGAAUUAUGCUAAGCAUCUGCAUAGUGAUUUGGGUUUUGACUACACACAUAAGGUUUCGUUCUCUGAUGUUGACAGAUUUCAGAAACAUUUGAAAAUGAAAAUUGUGAUAUUCCAUCAUGUAGCCGGAUGUAAAAAACCCACGAUCUUCAAAACGCACGACCAACCAGAUGUGAAAACAGCAUGGUUGUAUUUGCAUGACGAACAUUAUUAUCUCAUCGUAAAUAAAACGGCUUUUUUUGGGGCGUCGUACGUUUGCGAUGGGUGUUACAAGACCUACCAGAACCCUCUGGGGCACCUUUGUAGUUGGCUUUGUAAUGUGUGUUACACUGAUUGUAUACCUGACAAGACCAUUAAAUGCACAGGCUGUAAACGCAUAUGCAAAUCGCAACAGUGUUUUGAAAACCAUAAAAACCCGACGUGGAAACACGGGCUUUACACCCCCACUAUAAUCAAAUAUUGCGGAGUCCUGUCACGCGAACAUAUCGUGUGUCGAAAAAUCCACACAGCUGUAAAAAACCUAAAUGCCUACAUUGUAGAGAGCCUUUAG